UUGUCCAUAUUUGGAAGUUGGUUGAAGGAAAGGAGCCGCAACACACGCACGACGCUAGAACAACAACAAAGCCAUCGUUUUCUCGAAACUUCGCUAAAAUUUUGCUAUUUUUCCGGCUUGAGGAGGAUUUUAACUUGAUCAGGGCGAUUUGCCCACAUUCUUUAAGACCUAAACCUACCGGUGAGCCAAUAUGAUCAUUCCUGUGAGGUGUUUUACCUGUGGCAAGGUGAUCGGUAACAAGUGGGAAAACUAUCUUGGCCUCUUGCAAGCGGAAUACACUGAAGGAGAUGCUUUGGAUUCGUUGAAAUUGAAGAGGUACUGCUGCCGAAGAAUGCUCCUGGCUCACGUGGAUUUGAUUGAAAAACUUCUCAAUUAUGCUCCUCUUGAAAAAUCUUAAGUCCGAUAGAUAUUUAAUCCAUGCUUAAAUUAAGAAAUAAAAAUUAAAUGGUAGCUAACUGAAAAGGGGUAUUUCAUAGUCCAAACCCUGAUUAAUAUUUAGGAAAAUGUCAUUUAAAUUUAUUACCAUUAUAGCAAAAAGUUUUUAUAAACAAAUGAUACACGCAAGUCCAGGUUCAAGAAAUAACUUUAUUUCAAUAAAUCUGCAAUACACAUGAACAUGAUAAGCUUCACGAUUUAUGGAUACAGUAUAAACGAGUUUUAGUUUAGUUUUCUUGUUAUGGUCACUACCAUGGAAAACAUUUUAAGCAAAUAAUUGCUUGCAAAUCGCUGAUCUUCACACACAAAAUAAUACGGCUUUGUAUAGCCAGAAUUGUUAUUAAUAUUAAAUUUGUUA
This is a messenger RNA of Neocloeon triangulifer, 793 nucleotides long. RefSeq names its product DNA-directed RNA polymerases I, II, and III subunit RPABC5 (gene Rpb10). Gene Ontology annotation, cellular component: RNA polymerase III complex; RNA polymerase II, core complex; RNA polymerase I complex. The transcript is spliced from 3 exons. Gene Ontology annotation, molecular function: DNA binding; DNA-directed RNA polymerase activity; zinc ion binding. Lineage: Eukaryota; Metazoa; Arthropoda; Insecta; Ephemeroptera; Baetidae. Gene Ontology annotation, biological process: tRNA transcription by RNA polymerase III; transcription by RNA polymerase I; transcription by RNA polymerase II. The record is from RefSeq and is a predicted model, not a curated record. The coding region runs from base 191 to 397 and encodes 68 amino acids.